Molecule: messenger RNA, 822 nt
Organism: Mesocestoides corti
Lineage: Eukaryota; Metazoa; Platyhelminthes; Cestoda; Cyclophyllidea; Mesocestoididae
Source: the annotation of a GenBank genome assembly
AUGUCUGAAUUCCCUCAGGCGAAAGAGUUUUUCCUGCACACAAGCAACAUCCUCAAGUGGAAUAAUGUGCAACUUAUUAAAAAUCCAUUUGAGGAGAAUCUUCAAACACUUUGUAUUGCCUGCGAUAAGCAUAGAGAUAAAAUUCCAGAGUCUGAGCGCAGUGGCGUCUUUGUGUCUGCCAAGCUUUUUCUUUUUACGGAUGACCAUGAUUCUAUUCGCCAAGCUAUUAACAAAACUCUCAAUCGACUGGGCCUGGAGGACAUUGAGACGUUGAUUGUCACGCUGUCUCCAGAGCUCUCCCAAGGCGCUGUUGUCGAUCAUCCGACUUGUCUCGGUUCGUCAUGGGUCAGGGUUCCCCAAAGCACCGCCGUCAGUCUUUUGAAGGUGUGGCCUGUUUUGGAGGAAUUCGUGGAGGCAAAUAAAGUCUUUCGAUUGGGCGUCACUGACAUGCCCGUCUAUGAAAUGGAGACCCUGUGCUCUUCGGUCAAGACGCCGCCCAAGGUGAAUCAAGUAUUUAUAGGCAGCUCGUAUCUGCUCGGCGAAGACCUGGAGAAUUUCGCGAAGCAGCACGAUAUUCAGCUCUUGACACAUCACGAUUCUGCUGACAUGCUCCCAGCGGAGAAGCUCCAGGCGGUGUUGCGGAGCGAGCUCUCCGCCGACGACGCCGCCGGCUGGAGGCCUUCGUGGCUGAUGCGUUACGCCGAGUACUACAAGUACCGGAUGGUGGUUCGUUCCAGGGGCUACACUCUCUUUGCCGAGCGCGACCUUCCCGCGAAAUGCAACGGAUUUUGUGCCUCCCCCAACGACACCACACAGCCAUAA